AUGGAAUCAAUAGUUAAAGAUUGUAUAUCGAAUAUAACAGGUAUUUGUAGAAUAUGCAAUCAAACUAUAUCUUGUGAUGUUGACGUUCAUGGUGAUGAAUAUGACGGCAGUGUAACAUCACAUCAACAGUCAAUGAUCAAUCAUUAUUUAGAUUGUAUUGAUUCGUUUAAAUCGGUGUUGUUAAAUAUCAAUAGUCGCAAACAUAUCACAUCCGAUGAAGAUAGUAAUAAUAGUAGUAGUAGUAGAAAGAGAAAGAAGAUUGAAAAUGAAUCGAGUAUAUCAACAACAACAACAACAACAACAUCAACAUCAUCAUCAACAAAUCGUUAUUAUGAUAUGAUAAUCGUCAUAAUGAUUGUAUUUAAAGAUUCAUUAUUUAGAGUAUCAAUGAUAUCAAUAUUACAACAUGAAGAUGAUAACGAAAGUGUAAUGAAUCUAUUGAUGACUUGUAAAGAUGCUAUGAAAUGGAAGGAUACUGUUGUAUUCCCAUUACUACCUCCUAUUGAUACGAUAGAAUCGUACAAGAACGACGGAAGAUUCAAUCAACUACCUCGACGAUACAAUAGAGUCAAUAUCAAGAAUAUGAAAGAUCGAGAUUACUUUGAAGAUAAUGUGGAUGAUUGUGCAUUUCAUAAACAAAUCAUCAAUAAUGGUCAAAAUAAUAAUAAUAACAAAAACAAAAAUAAUAAUAAUAAUAAUAAUAAUAAUAAUAAUACACGUAUAUUUGGAGUGUUGGAUGGACAUGGAGAUAAAGGUGAAGUAGUGUCUGUCAUGGCAAAGAGUAUUAUUUCAAAUUACCUUCAUUUAAAUUUAAAUAAUAAUAAUACUAAACAAGAUGACAAUGAUAUGUUACGGGUUGCACUUUCCAUUCAACUCUGUGUUUUUGACACAUCUUAUGAAAAUAGAGAGUUUCGUUGUCACCCACUCGAACUUCCAGACCUUGAACACGCCUACAUUUAUCGUAUCGACGCUGCCUAUUUCUACCCCGGUCAACUACAAGAUUACAUGGAAGGUAAACGUAUCUUCCCGGAUAGUGAUGUCAAGAGAAAGGUACAAGUGCGUGUAUUGACCACCACCGUCUACAACAAGACCUCUUUAACAGUCUAUGAUGCAGAAUCCAAUAAUUUCAAUCCACACCCACGUCCAAGCCCCACCGGUAUCGGUCAUCGAUCUGCCAUGACCAGAGCCAUCACCCAGUUCAAGUGGUUGACCAACACAGCAAUCGAAACGAUUACACCCAAAGUGGAUUCGCAUGGAAUCAAGGAGAUUCGUGAAUCAGCAUCGUUGGACGAAACUCAAAAGAAUACUGAAAUCCAAGCACUCAGAAUCGGAGGUGCUCGUGUCGAAGAUCUCUGCUUGGACUUUGUCCUUCCAGGCUACCCAGACUGGGAACUCAAACCAGGUGGUUCCAAGAUUAGCAUCACAUUGGACAACUUGGGAGAGUACAUCAACCUCAUCUUGACCAAUUUCUUGUACAGUGGUGUAUGUCAACAAAUCGAUGCAUUCAAGGAAGGAUUCAACCAAAUCUUCCUAAUCUCUAGUUUGGGAUCUUUUUCAAUUCACGAAAUUGAAUCCUUGUUGUGUGGUUCAUUGGCUGGCUCUGAUGGUGAUUGGACUGUUGAAUCGUUGAUGGAAAGCACCAAAUGCGAUCACGGUUUCACCAACACAAGUGAACCAGUCCAAAACUUUUUCAAGAUCGUGUCUGAAUUCAACGAAGAUGAGAGAAAGCAGUUCCUUCUCUUUAUCACUGGUAGUCCGCACCUCCCCAUCCAAGGAUUCAAGGGUCUCAGUCCUCGUCUCACCAUUGUAAAGAAACAUCAUAAUCCUCCAUACCAACCAGACGACUUUUUGCUUAGUGUAAUGUCUUGUACCAAUUAUAUCAAAUUACCCCACUAUUCAUCAAAAGAUAUUAUGAAACAAAAACUUUUAUAUGCAAUGAAAGAAGGUCAAUCUUCUUUCCAUUUAUCUUAA
This is a messenger RNA of Cavenderia fasciculata, 1971 nucleotides long. RefSeq names its product ubiquitin-protein ligase domain-containing protein. Gene Ontology annotation, biological process: protein polyubiquitination; proteasome-mediated ubiquitin-dependent protein catabolic process. Gene Ontology annotation, molecular function: ubiquitin protein ligase activity. NCBI's taxonomy places the organism in Eukaryota, Evosea, Eumycetozoa, Acytosteliales, Cavenderiaceae. The record is from RefSeq and is a predicted model, not a curated record. Gene Ontology annotation, cellular component: nuclear speck. Bases 1 to 1971 code for a protein of 656 amino acids. The transcript has 7 exons.